CAAUUAAAUUGGGCUCAUCCUUCUUCAUUAAUAAAAACCCCCCUUUCGUUCCUUCUCCCUCAAUUGCCAUCUUUGGAAGAGCAAUAGCGAUGGCCAAGAGGCAAAGAAACAUCGACAACGGUGCGACCGGAGCCGCAAAGCUAAAGAGAACAAGAAAAAGUGUACCGAGAGAGUCUCCUUCUCAACGCAGCUCCGUCUACCGCGGUGUCACCAGGCAUCGGUGGACCGGGAGAUACGAGGCACAUUUGUGGGACAAAAACUGCUGGAAUGAGUCACAAAAUAAGAAAGGAAAGCAAGUUUAUCUUGGGGCUUAUGACGAUGAAGAGGCAGCAGCUCAUGCGUAUGAUUUAGCAGCAUUGAAGUAUUGGGGCCAAGACACCAUCCUCAAUUUCCCUAUAUCAGCAUACGAGGAAGAGCUCAAGGAAAUGGAGAGCCAGACCAGAGAAGAAUAUAUUGGAUCAUUGAGAAGGAAGAGCAGUGGCUUCUCCAGAGGAGUCUCUAAGUACAGAGGAGUAGCAAGGCAUCAUCACAAUGGGCGAUGGGAAGCUCGAAUUGGUCGAGUUUUCGGCAACAAGUAUCUCUACCUCGGAACAUACGCGACGCAGGAAGAGGCGGCGACCGCUUACGACAUUGCAGCGAUCGAGUACCGAGGCCUCAACGCCAUCACCAACUUCGGACUCAGCCGGUACAUCAAGUGGCUCCGGCCGAACGCCGAGGGAGCCAUCGGCUCUUACCCACCGACCGGCAUCCCGAUGCCCCACGUCGACGUCAGCGACGUCCCUGAGCCAAUGAGAGCCAGAGGAGGAGGCGCCGGGACAUCUGCGCUUGGACUUCUAUUACAGUCGUCAAAAUUCAAGGAGAUGCUGCAAAAGGCUUCACCGGAAACCACAGCCGCCGCCGCCGCCGCCACCUCCUCAUCAUCAUCAGCACCGGCGACACCAAACUCUUGUGGAGACAAUAAAUCAUUACUCCAGUGCAAUUUUCCAGAUUAUAUUCAGACCUACUUCGAGUGCCAAAAUGGCAGGAGCUUCAUUGAGGAAGAAGACGACUCCAUCUUUGGGGAGUUCGGUGACUUUAUGUCUUCUCCACUAAUCGAAGGCGUGUAGUUCUAGCUGUUUGUUUGCGAGCUGAAAUAGUCAAUAAUUUAUUUUCCUUAAUUUUGGAAAUAGGAUUAGUGAUAAGUUGAGUCAACAAAGAAUUAAAGGAGAGAAGGGAAUUGUUGAUGAAGAUAUGACUGUUGAGCUAAACAUUGAUUCAUUUUGUUCUAUUGUAGCAAUAGAACAAAGUUCUAGCUAAUUUUCAUAGAGAUUCAAUUCAAGCAUUAAUAUGAUAAAAAGUGUAUUG
Messenger RNA from Zingiber officinale, 1344 nucleotides. Its product is annotated as AP2-like ethylene-responsive transcription factor At1g16060. The coding region runs from base 90 to 1106 and encodes 338 amino acids. Lineage: Eukaryota; Viridiplantae; Streptophyta; Magnoliopsida; Zingiberales; Zingiberaceae. The transcript has 8 exons. Gene Ontology annotation, biological process: regulation of DNA-templated transcription. Gene Ontology annotation, molecular function: DNA binding; DNA-binding transcription factor activity. The record is from RefSeq and is a predicted model, not a curated record.